GUUACCAGUUGGGCCAAGACAACUGAUACAAAUUUAUCCAGCUCCUUAAAUGGUUUGAGCUUCAUGGGAAUUCUGGACGCAAGAGUGGGCAGCAGUAUCCAGGGCCUUCAAAACUUCAACUCCGGGACCCCAACAUCUCUCUCAUUGCCUGAGUAUGGGCCUGGCAAGCUGUCCAGUGCUUUAGAAGAUUGUCAUAGCCUUAAAUCAGUGGAUUCUGGUAUUCCAACUCUAGAAAUAGGAAAUCCAGAGCCUGUUCACUGCAAUGUGUUAAGUGUGAAGAGAAAGCAGUCGGAACCUGAAAUUGUGCCUGAUAGGGCUUUUCAGAGCGCGUGCACACUGCCGUCUUAUGUGCCUCCACAUUCUCUGACUUCUGAACAUGACCAUGCUGUGCGAAAAUCCUCUACUUUCCCAAGAACUGGGUAUGACACUGUCAAACUUUAUAGUCCAACUUCAAAAACUCUGAAUCGAAGUGAUGAUAUCUCUGUCUGUAGUGUUUCUAGUCUUAGCACAGAACUGUCAACAACUUUAUCAGUUAGCAAUGAAGACAUUUUGGACUUUGUGGUCACAAGCAGUUCAAGUGCAAUUGUGAAUCUUGAGACAGAUGAAGCACACUUCUCGGAUGUUACCCUGAAUUCCACUAAAGAGACCAAUGAUGAGAGCCAGCAGGAGUGCUGUCAAGAGACAGACGUGGACAGUAAACGAAAAAUACUGGGACCUUUUACGAACUUCUUUGCCAGGUUAAAGUUAGAGUACUGUGCAGCAGAACUCCAGUCAUCAAUCAUGUUUGAGGUGCUGAAGCUUUUGUGGACCUCUUGUCUGUUUGUUGCCAUGGAACCAGACUUAAUUCUGAAGCAGGAGGCUUCUCGGCACUUCAAAGCAUGA
This is a messenger RNA of Leptosomus discolor (cuckoo roller), 882 nucleotides long. The record is from RefSeq and is a predicted model, not a curated record. Lineage: Eukaryota; Metazoa; Chordata; Aves; Leptosomiformes; Leptosomidae.